Messenger RNA from Manis pentadactyla (Chinese pangolin), 2043 nucleotides. It is a transcript of the gene TCF24, whose product is annotated as transcription factor 24. The coding region runs from base 126 to 629 and encodes 167 amino acids. The record is from RefSeq and is a predicted model, not a curated record. The transcript has 2 exons. Gene Ontology annotation, biological process: regulation of transcription by RNA polymerase II; developmental process. Lineage: Eukaryota; Metazoa; Chordata; Mammalia; Pholidota; Manidae. Gene Ontology annotation, molecular function: RNA polymerase II transcription regulatory region sequence-specific DNA binding; protein dimerization activity; DNA-binding transcription factor activity, RNA polymerase II-specific.
UCCCGCGCGCGCUCAGCGCAAGGGGAGAGGAGGCUGCGCCUCCCUGGGUCAAGCCUGAGCGGAGCGGCGCCCCGGCCUCACCGAGUCUUCGGUCCUCAGCAGGGCGUGCGGCACAGGAAGCUGCCAUGGACCCCGACGAUCCCGCAGGCAGCCCCCUGAUCCGCAGCAAUGAGCCCGCGCGCGCGGACGCCGCCCGCUGCGACUCCAGCCCGGGACGGUCCGGGCAGGGGCCUGCGGGGCAGGGCAGCUGCGCGCGCUUGGGGGGCGGGCGGCCCGCAGCCGCCAACGCGGCGCGGGAGCGAAGUCGCGUGCAAACUCUGCGGCACGCCUUUCUGGAGCUGCAGCGCACGCUGCCGUCCGUGCCCCCCGACACCAAGCUUUCGAAGCUGGACGUGCUGCUGCUGGCCACCACCUACAUUGCGCACCUCACCCGCAGCCUGCAGGACGACGCCGAGGCGCCGCCCGACCCCGGACUGGGCGCCCUGCGCGGCGACGGCUACCUGCACCCUGUCAAGAAAUGGCCCAUGAGAUCAAGAUUAUACAUUGGUGCUACUGGUCAGUUUCUGAAGCAUUCUGUCUCUGGAGAAAAAGCAAAUCAUGGCAGUACUCCAACAGAUUCACAGUCUUAGGCUCUCCCCUAAUGGGGGCUGGUAGAAGGUGGUGUCUGUUGUUUUUAAAUACUAUGAAAUAAUUCUAUUUAUUACAUCAUACAUAACAAACAUUAUUUCUGAAAGUUUACAUAUGCCAUAGUUGGAUGUUCACAUUUAUCUAUGGAAUUAAAUAAUGAGUCUUGUAUAAAACACACAUACAUCUUAUCUAGUCAUUGUGAGGGUCACUACUACAUAGUGCAGUAGAAAAUACUAGAAAAAAGAAAACUGUGUAUAUAUCCAAAGAAUGCACACAUUUUCUGUAGCACAUCUAUUAAAAACUGAAAAGCUGAUAUCUAUUGAGAGUCUUCCUAGUUUAAAAAAUAAAAGCUGUGUUUGUAACAUAUCAGUAUUCCAUUUUUGUGGAAACCAGUUGGUGCUUACAGUUGGUCUAAGAAGCCAUUUCAUUUGGAAGGUACGAGAGCAUUUAUUCAGUUUAGUUUACUAUUGUUGAGGUAAUAGGAAGUUGCAGUAACUUCUAUAACUAGUUAUUUUUCCCCCUUAAAAAACUCGCUUAGAGUAUUACAAAUAGUUUGCAUCAUAGGAUAAGCCUUGGCCACCUUCCUAGAUGAUUAUUAAAGUAUCUUCUUAUGUUUCCAAAUUAUGGAAGGCACUCGAUGUGGGCAGCAGAGUUCAUCACCCUCCUCCCUGGCCACUUCAUAUCCACCCCGCCCUCAUUCAGGUCCUGGAUGGGGUGAGCCAGUGCAACUGCGGCCACUCUAGAGAGAACAGCGUGUUCCUGCCUGUCAGGGACCUUGGGUGAGCCCCCAUGUCCCUCCCCCAUCACAGCUUUGGCCGGGUUCCUUCUCCCCUUGUUAAAUGCUGCUCACAAUCUACCUAUGUGGCCAUUAAGAAAUAGAAGAAACCCUGUCUGAUUUGGAAAUUGUGGCACUGAUAUGCUCCUUAAGGGGGUCUGAGUGACCAUCCUAAGAUAAAUGAGGCCAUAGCAGACCCCCUAAAUCUGCCCCAAUUUGAACCUGCAACCACGGAAGGUCAUCAGCCACUGGCCUCUCCCACCACACUUCAUGCCAAGUGCCCAGGGAGCAGCUGUUUUUCUGCCCGAUUGUGCCAGAGAUUUCGUUUUUCAGCAGGAGGUUGGGGGUCAGAGCUAUGAAGUAGAAAUGUACAUCAGGAAACAUAUGGAAUCUCAAAACAACAGGGUACAAUAGAAACACCUGAAAAAGAAUCAUCCAUCUCUUGUCACAUCUCUACUGAUUUAGGUUCCCCUUUAUCUCCCUUUCUUGUUUUUCUCUCCAGUCUUUACUAUUUCACUUUCCAACUGUUAAGUUCUUUUAUUUUUCAAUAACCCACAGUUUUAAAGUAGCUGAAUUUGAUCCAGGAUUAGCAAAUACUAAGGUAUUUUAAUAGUCUUAGUUGAAUUAACAUAAUAGUUGAA